GUAUGGCCCGCUUGAUUCCAGUUGUGAUCUGUUCAACCACGUUAGUUCGAGGAGGUUUUGUUUCAUUUACGAACGAAAUCGUGCGCAAAUAAUCCAAAAUACAUCAUGGAUGACGAAUGGGAUGUCGAAAACGCUGAAGCGAAAUUCGACCUCGCUAUCAGAUCCAACAAGUGGGAGGGUGAAGAUGAAGACGAAGACGUGAAGGAUAGUUGGGAAGAUGUUGAAGAGGAAAAGAAAGAUGUAGAAAAACCUGCAGAAAUGCCUAAGGCUAAGCCAAAGCCAAAAAAAGCUUUGGCAGAAAGAAUUGAAGAGCGUGAGAAAAAGGCAAGGGAAGAGGUAGAAAGGAAAGCAAAAGAGAAAGAGGAAGCAUUGACACCAGAGGAGAGGAGAGUAGAACAAUUAAAGCGUCAGAGGCUCCAAGAAGAAGCUGAUCUACGUCUUGCCAUGGAAACUUUCGGUGUAGCAGAAGAAUCUGUGUUGAGCUUGGACACUACAGUACCCAACACAAAAGAAGAAUUUGAACAAUAUGGAAAUGUACUUGUGCAAAAACUAAAUCUACUUGCUAAAAAUGCUGAAUUUCCUGCAUUUGCAGAAGAAAUUAUCAAAACUGUUGCUCUCAAUUUAUCCUCAACGUAUUUGAAGAAAGUUAAAACAAUGAUCGAUAAUUUGUUAAUUGAGAAGCAGAAGAUCGAAAAAGGAGAAAAGGCGAAAAAGAGCAAGGGCAAGGGGAAAGCGAAACUGAAAAUCGAGGGUGACAACACUCUUUUGAGCGAAUACGGCGACUAUGUUUACGAUGAUUACGACGAUUUUAUGUAGCGACCUUUUCAUCCCAUAUUUUUAUUAUUCCCUAUUCCCUUUUCUAGUCGCCUAAAUACACGCAGAUGGUUAUUAACGUUUUUGCAGAUUUUAUAUCCUUUAUUCUCUCUUUAUAUUCAAAUUCUCAGUUUCUUUAUUUUUAAAUGUUGGUUCAAGGUUAGAAUCCUAAAUAAUCUUUUUUUUUUUAGAAUUUCAUAUUAUAGCAUAUACAAACACACACACAUACACACGCGCGCACACACACACACACACAAGAAUGUGGUACAUCUAAGGGAUGUAAAAGAAUCUUAAGAUAAAGUGUUAAUGUGUUUUAAAUAUGAUUGAAAUGCUACAUUAAUACUAAUCCGAUUAAUGAAACUAUCAACAAUUCUGAAAAGUCGGCAAUUUUUAAACACGCGCGCCAGAAAAUUUAGUCAUGUUUAUUAUAUUAACUUAGAAAAUAAUUAUAACUAAUGCAAACUGUACACACCGAUAUAAAACUUCAAAAGUCGAGAAGAUACAAUGCAAAAGUACGAAGACACCAACAACGAUGUUCAUAAUGCGAGCGUUACGGCAUAACUAAAUGAAUUGGCGAGUAGCGGGGUAACU
Messenger RNA from Habropoda laboriosa, 1404 nucleotides. RefSeq names its product eukaryotic translation initiation factor 3 subunit J (gene eIF3j). Bases 106 to 816 code for a protein of 236 amino acids. The transcript has 6 exons. Gene Ontology annotation, molecular function: translation initiation factor activity. NCBI's taxonomy places the organism in Eukaryota, Metazoa, Arthropoda, Insecta, Hymenoptera, Apidae. Gene Ontology annotation, cellular component: cytoplasm; eukaryotic translation initiation factor 3 complex. The record is from RefSeq and is a predicted model, not a curated record.